Molecule: messenger RNA, 2194 nt
Organism: Jaminaea rosea
Lineage: Eukaryota; Fungi; Basidiomycota; Exobasidiomycetes; Microstromatales
Exons: 2
Coding region: 23-2194 (723 amino acids)
Source: RefSeq, a predicted model, not a curated record
CUACGAAUCUCACUCUCUCGCCAUGACUAGUCUGGGCUUCACCCGCCGUCUAGUCAUAGACGGCAAAGGAUAUCGCUUCACCCUCCCACCCUUAGGCUUCCCCGACCCCGAAGGCGACUAUGCCACGGUCGAAGUCAGCAUCACCGACAAGUACUUUCACCUCCUCACGCCUCUACCUACUUACUCCGCACAGCGUAGCGAGCCCCGACUGCGAUGCCCCUCUGGCGAAUACGACACCAUCGAGGUCUGCCACGCUGAAGCGAUCUGGUAUCUGCCCGUAUUGCAGCCGCAGGGGACAAGCGUGCCAGAGACGUUUCGCGUGAGGGUGAGGCGACUGCCUGCGGGCGGCACUGCUUCGCAAGCUACGGCAGGAGGGUCGUACUUCUACUUUCAGUCCUCGGUGCUCAUGGGACAGGUGCUCAAAGAUUCCCUCAAGAAGGACGACAGGCCAGAUGUCAUGCGUCGCUACACGAGACAUUCUCUGAUGGAGCACCGACGGCUAUCAUCCUUCGAGCUCAUCCGGCUGAGAGAGAUGACUUCAAGUCGCUCGCUCGACUACGCCACCGACAAGUGGGCAUUUGCCACGAACAUACCCGAGACUGCCUGGCAGCCCCUGCCAGCUCACGCUAUGAGGAAGGGCGCUCAGCGACAGUACGUGAACGCAGCACGCAAGUUUCACAAGGAGGCACCUAUCAGCUCCGAGGAGUGGGUCGAUGCUCUUGAGCCUCAAUUGCGGGGCCGAAGCAAGCCGCGCCAGUUUCGUACGCGACUCUUCGCAGUUUCAAGCAGUGUGGUGACCGACAACGGGCGGACAUCCUCCGGUCUCGCAUCUGCGUUUUCCUCUGUAUCGAUCUCUGACAAGGGCGACAACGGCGAUAAAGAGAGCAAUGACGCCCCUCGCCUCCCAGAAUACAUCGAUCUUCCCACUCAAAGUCCCGUAUCAGCACCCUCUUCCUCCUCGACGCGCCAGUCUGGGAGCCAAAGCAACUCAAUCCACUCUUCCUUCGAAGCUGCCUACGGCAAAGGCAUCGGUCCGGCUCCUACAGACGAGCAGUACGAGUCCAUCCUCAGCGACCCAGAAGCCCAACUGUUCGAGAUCAAAUUGCCCCACGGCUCCAUUGCGACUACUUUCAUGCGGGGCACUUACCACCUCGAGACCGGACUAAACGUCAACUCCGCUUUCAAUAAUCGUAUCAAUUGGGUCAAGUACGUCGACAAGGUGCCCAAGGGGGACCGAGUGCCACUGCGGGCUGAGCGGGCAGACCCACGUCUGGUACGCAAGAAGCCGUACUGGUCGGCCGAUGUUGAGAACGGCACCCUCUCUUACAUCACCUCGAUGCCUGCAGCGCGUCGCAAGCCGCUGUGGACAACCUUGACCGAGCCUGGCGCCGGACUGCCUUGCACGAUCAAGGGCAGCACGCUCGAAGUCACCAUCAGCAAAGAGCAUCGCAUCGCGCUGCCUGCGGGUCAUGCCUGUACCCCGGGUCGUGCCCUCCUGAAGAUGGUUCCUGUCGAUGCCUCGCGAUAUGCCUGCCAACCCUCCGCAGCAAGCGCAGAAGCCUCUUACUUCCUUAAACAUUACCAACUCAUCCUGGCGCAGAAUGGCAAGCAGAUCCCUGUGUGCGAGCCCCUCUCAAGCUACCUGGACAUGGAGCUCGAUACCCUGCUCAGCAUCUUAGGCGAGUUUGCCUCAGUAGAAGGGCGCCCAGGCAAGAUUCUCUACUCUGUGGCCUCUGAGCCGCACCCGAGCAUUGCUGCCUGCCAUGACGUCGGCGUUCGCCUGCGAGACGGUGGGGCUCGAUUCCCCAUCAUCAACAAGGGCAAAGAUCGCAAGCGCAUCAAGAUGCCGAGCACGGCUUUCCUGCACUCCAAGUGGGGCACAUUCGUUAAUAUUCCCGAGCGAGACUGGCAUAAGGAGCGUGAGGUCAACUUGCGCAUCGAGGUAACGGGAGGGCAGCCGCAGGACCUCGUUCUGCGUGUAAAACGGUCUCUUGACGGCGAUUACGGGUAUCUGGAGCACGCAUUCAGGUCGAGGGGCAGUUUCGAGCCGAUCCGGGAUGACGAGUGGAAACUCUUCUGGAAUGUGGCUACGGGAGGAGGGGCGGAGCCGUGGGUUGGCACCUUCUUCCUCAAGAUCGCUCGUCUAAGCUUUGGACGUGAGGAGGUGCUGAGGCCGGCCGAGUGGCUGCGUUGA